AUGGCGGAGCAGGACUUCCGAGACCUCGUGCUGAUGGGCGCGCUCACCCAGCUGAUCAUCCCAGCACUACCCGAAGCCAAGCGGAUCCCUGAAACCGACUGGAUCGGCUGGGCGCCGCUGCUGGCCGCGGUCGGCGCCGACGCAGGCUCGGAGCGCGCCGCUGCCGCCGUUGAGCGCGCGCGGCGGGCGCUGUCGCGCCUGCUGGGGAUGGUUCCGCUGCAGCUGCAGCAGCAGAAGGGCCGUGCGGACGAGCGGGGCGAGGGGUUCGACCACAAGGUCACCGAAAUGGAGCAGCAACAGCAGCUUGAAGAAGAGGAGCAGAUCGACCCCGAAAGCCAGGAACAGCAGCAGCAGCAGCAGCAGCAGCAGCGGAAACGGAAGGGAAAGGAGCGGCCGGACAGGGACGGCUCGCCGCCGCCCUUCGCCGCGUCGCAGCUGCCCCUCACGCAGCUUCUGGGGUCUGCGGCCGACGAGGCGGUGCUGCUGGGAGAGCCGCCGCCCGCCGUCAUCCUGGCGAAGGCCCGCAUGCCGCGCAAGGGCCGACUGGUGCGCACACACAACCGGGCCGCGCCGCACCACUUACCAACUGCCACCCACCCUUAA
Messenger RNA from Monoraphidium neglectum, 603 nucleotides. RefSeq lists its product as hypothetical. The coding region runs from base 1 to 603 and encodes 200 amino acids. The transcript is spliced from 2 exons. The record is from RefSeq and is a predicted model, not a curated record. Lineage: Eukaryota; Viridiplantae; Chlorophyta; Chlorophyceae; Sphaeropleales; Selenastraceae.